AUGAAGAGGAACGGCGAGACGAAGCGGCGGAGGAACGUGGCGGAAGAAGCAGAACAAGGAGGAGAAGAUCCGGCGAUGUGGGAGAAUCUAGAUCGGAAUUUCAGACAAGUGCAAUCAGUUUUAGACAGAAACAGAUCGUUGAUUCAACAAGUCAACGACAAUCACCAAUCGAGAAUGGCUGAUAAUAUGUCCAAAAACGUCGCUUUGAUUCAAGAACUUAAUGGAAACAUCUCUAAGGUUGUUUCUAUGUAUUCUGAUCUCAAUACUAAUUUCUCAUCGGCUUUUCACGGUGGAAAAAACGGACAAGAAGGUGGUGGUGGUGCUUCCGGAACCAGAGCUAAUUAA
Messenger RNA from Arabis nemorensis, 345 nucleotides. NCBI's taxonomy places the organism in Eukaryota, Viridiplantae, Streptophyta, Magnoliopsida, Brassicales, Brassicaceae. The record is from the annotation of a GenBank genome assembly.